Messenger RNA from Hyaloscypha bicolor E, 1090 nucleotides. RefSeq names its product Ribokinase-like protein. Gene Ontology annotation, molecular function: ATP-dependent NAD(P)H-hydrate dehydratase activity. Gene Ontology annotation, biological process: metabolite repair. Bases 39 to 1025 code for a protein of 328 amino acids. The record is from RefSeq and is a predicted model, not a curated record. The transcript has 4 exons. Lineage: Eukaryota; Fungi; Ascomycota; Leotiomycetes; Helotiales; Hyaloscyphaceae.
CUCCAACAACAGCACAACUUCCCCUCUCACCUUCUCCAAUGUCCUCCGAAUCACCCAAGAUGUCUCAAUCUACCAAAGAUAUCCUCCUAAAAGUGCGGAAGAUGAUCCCACCCAUGCUGGAGAAAUUCCACAAAGGACAAAUGGGCAGAGUAGCAGUAAUAGGAGGUAGCGAAGACUAUACCGGCGCGCCAUACUUCUCCGCCAUGGCAUCCGCGCGACUGGGAUGCGACAUGAGUCAUGUAAUCUGCGAACCCCAAGCAGCACAAGUAAUCAAAACCUACUCCCCGAACCUUAUGGUGCACCCCCUGAUGCGCCAAUCCACACACGCCAGCACCACCGAUUCCGCCUCCUCAAUCGCAAAAUCCGUUAUCGAAAUGCUGCCCCGACUUCACGUCCUCGUUAUCGGGCCUGGAUUAGGAAGGGAUAAGCUGAUGCAAGAGACAUGUGCGAAGGUUAUAGAAGCAGCGAGGGAAAGAGGCAUGCCCUUUGUUCUCGACGCCGAUGGUCUCAAUUUGGCGCAAACGAAACCAGAGCUGGUACAAGGUUAUAAAGAGUGUAUAUUAACGCCGAACGUGGUGGAGUUUGGGCGAUUAUGUAAGAGUAAGGGGAUUGAUACCGAGGGUUUAGAGGGUGGAAAGGCGGCGGAAAAGUUAAGUAAUGCGUUUGGUGGCGUGACAAUAGUGAAGAAGGGGAAGGAGGAUUGGAUUUCUAAUGGAGAGAGGACGUUUGUUAGUGAUAUUGAGGGAGGAUUGAAGAGAAGUGGGGGACAGGGAGAUACGUUAACGGGGACGUUGGCUACGUUUUUGGGAUGGAGGAAGGCUUAUUUGGACAAAAUAUGGGAGCAUGAUGGGGCGUUGGAUGAGGUUGAGUUGUUGGCGCUGGCGGCAUUUGGGGGGAGUGCUGUCACGAGGGAAUGCUCCAGGUUGGCUUUUAAGAAGAAGGGGAGGAGUUUGCAGGCUAGUGAUUUGACGGAAGAGGUCUACGUCGCGUUCAGAAAUCUGUUCGAGGAUGGACCAAAGCUAUAGCUUUGAUGAUCUGAGAAUGAAUAAUAAGCGGCGAUUGUGCUGCAAAAGAAAAUUGUUUCGCCGCA